UUAUUCUAUUUUUAUGAUAUAUUGUUUUUUGCAGUCUGACAAAUUGGAACGACUGAGGGAGAGGAUGAUAAAAGUGCGGGAGCUUUUUCGUGAUACAGACUCCACAGAGUUUGUUAUAGUUACAAUUCCCACGGUAAUGGCGGUUAGUGAGUCGUCUAGGUUGCGCGCCUCCCUGCAAAAGGAGAAUGUUCCUGUUAAGAGGCUUAUUGUUAAUCAAAUUCUUCCUCCAUCUGCCUCCGACUGCAAGUUUUGUGCAAUGAAGAGAAGGGAUCAGAUGCGUGCUUUUGAAAUGAUACAAAAUGAUCCUGAACUCUCCAGCUUGACAUUGAUACAGGCACCCUUAGUUGAUGUAGAGAUCAGAGGCGUCCCAGCUCUUAAAUUUUUAGGAGACAUCAUAUGGAAAUGAGCUCUGAAUAACAAUGUCACAAAUGCACAGAGCUUCCCAAAUCUUUGUGGUAGGCUUGCAUACUCUCAGGAGGAACAGA
This is a messenger RNA of Manihot esculenta (cassava), 485 nucleotides long. RefSeq names its product ATPase GET3B-like. Lineage: Eukaryota; Viridiplantae; Streptophyta; Magnoliopsida; Malpighiales; Euphorbiaceae. Gene Ontology annotation, cellular component: GET complex. Gene Ontology annotation, biological process: post-translational protein targeting to endoplasmic reticulum membrane. Bases 14 to 406 code for a protein of 130 amino acids. The transcript has 3 exons. The record is from RefSeq and is a predicted model, not a curated record. Gene Ontology annotation, molecular function: ATP binding; ATP hydrolysis activity.